AUGCCAAAGAAUAAGGGAAAGGGAGGCAAAAACAGGAGAAGAGGAAAGAAUGAGAACGAUUUCAUGAAAAGGGAACUUGACACGAAGGAUGUUGGACAAGAAUAUGGUCAAGUAUCAAAAAUGCUUGGUAACGGUCGCGUGUUGGCCUUCUGUUUCGAUGGUAAACAAAGGGUGUGCCACAUUCGAGGAAAACUGAGAAAGAAGGUGUGGAUUAACACCGGUGACAUUAUUCUUGUCGGACUGCGGGACUAUCAGGAUGAUAAGGGCGAUGUUAUUCUCAAGUACACACCAGAUGAGGCCCGGCGUCUAAAAGAGAAGAAUGAGCUACCCGAACAUGCCAAGAUUAACGAGAAUGAUGAACAAGAGGAGGGAGAGAUUGAAUUCAGAGAUCUUGGGGCAGAAUCUGGAGAUGAUGAAGGAGAGGAGGAAGGUAACAACAU
This is a messenger RNA of Cooperia oncophora, 440 nucleotides long. The record is from the annotation of a GenBank genome assembly. Lineage: Eukaryota; Metazoa; Nematoda; Chromadorea; Rhabditida; Trichostrongylidae.